This is a messenger RNA of Paramormyrops kingsleyae, 6127 nucleotides long. RefSeq names its product zinc finger MYM-type containing 4, tandem duplicate 1 (gene zmym4.1). The record is from RefSeq and is a predicted model, not a curated record. Lineage: Eukaryota; Metazoa; Chordata; Actinopteri; Osteoglossiformes; Mormyridae. Gene Ontology annotation, molecular function: zinc ion binding.
AAAAAGGAUUUUGACGCGCAAACGCAGAAAGUCCAAUGGUAAUGCUAGAGCGUGCGCAGUAUCUGCACGCGGUAGAGAGUAUUUUCCUCCCGAGAGCGUUCGCUGGAGGGUGUGAUUGUUAAACGACAGUAGUCUAUACCCUCCUUUAAAGUAAACGAAAAACACCAAAAUAUAUAUAACAUCACAUCGAACUACUCCAACCAUUUAUGCACUGUGACCCGGCUUCUGAACCAAGACCGGUAACUGUAUGCGGGAGUCUAGCUACAUUCGCACCGAUUGAUGCUCGGCUUUAGGUGCAGGUCCCCGACCCGCGCGGUGACUCGGCUCCGCCGUCUGCGCCUGAAGUCGGAGCGCCUGGCGUGCGCAGGUUGGUGCUGCGACGGGAUUCUAGGUUUGUUUUGCGCCGAAUUAUUAUAGUGAGGAGCGGGAAUCGUCCCCGCUCGCCGUGAGCGUUUCAGCGGGAUCCGGGCGUACGGAGCGUAAACAUGGCGGAACCUGAGGAAGCGACGCAUUCUGGGUUUGCCGAUGAGCCAGUGGAGGUUUCUGAGGGAGUCACUCAGCAGGUUUCAGCUGCUGAUGUGACCGAGCGUCGGGCAGAGGAGGACAUGGAUAGCUGUGUGGGGGCCUUGAACUGUGACCCAGGCCUGUCGCAGGAUGUGAGCGAUGAGAAGGAUCAAGAGGAUAAUGAGGCAUGUGAGGAUCACACAGAACCCCUGGGAGAUGAGGAACAGGACGCCGGGAGUGGGUGUGGGGCUGACAUUGGCGAGAGCGCCCCCCUGUGGGAGCUGAAUGGGAGUGGCGGUGAGACGACUGUGGUGGAGCCUAGUAUGGAGGAUGAGGGCCUGGAUGGUGCUGCAGAGGAAGAUUGCCGCAUGGAGGUGAUGCCCGGCAGUGUGGCAGGAUCUCCUCCAGUGGAAAGUCCCUCCAGAAGACAGGAUUCAGAGAAGCAGGGGUUGAAUGGUGCCAACAGCCCACACCCAGCAGUGGGCGCUGAGGAUGUGAACCAGCCACUGUUGGUGGAAGAAGAGAUGGACCUUGUGAUGCAGUCUGUGGAGGGUCCUGAGCAGGCGGAGCAGGAAGCCCCCAGCAGGACCCCUUCCUCCCUCCUCCCUACUUUGGUGCCCAGGAUUGACACCACCGACUGCAGCCUCGGCGGCCCCGCCGUCUCAAACGAAGGCACGAGCAUCACAUCAACUGCUGUUAAGGGGGCCCAGGUUAGCAGAGGCUCUCUAACGGUGACGACGUGGGCCUAUUCUCGGACAAACACUAUAAAUGGGAACGCGGAGAAGCUACAUGAGGUACACACGCCGCCUUUGCAAAUCAAAGACGAGCCGGUGGACGAGGAAUACGACCGCGCUCUCGGAGUGCACCCCCCUGUGGGGGGCAUCAAGGACGAGCCUGAAGUCUCAGAGGAGCUGGGCCUACAGCAGAACUCCGAGGAGCUGCGGAUCAGCGCCGUCUUCUCCGUCAGCGGAAACUCCAACCCCACUGCGCCAGUAUCGACCCAACCCGUGCAGAUGGUGGCCGCCGCCCCUCCCAAGACUCUGAUGGUCACCAUGAGUGCAGCCCCCCCCCUGACGCCUCUGGCUCCCGCAGCCCCGUCCCCCAUGGGCGGAGUGCGCGUCUCUUGCUCGGGGUGCCGGAAGGUUCUGCUGAAGGGCCAGACAGCCUACCAGCGCAAGGGCUCCUCCCAGCUCUUCUGCUCCACCAUGUGCCUCACGGGCUACACCGUCCCAGCUGUCCAGUCUGUGGCCAAGAAGACAUGCCACUCCUGUCAGAAGGAAAUCAAGAACCCAAAGGACGUGAUCAUGGCUCCGGUGGACUCGACGGGCAGCAUGAAGGACUUCUGUAGUCAUAACUGCCUCACCGAGUUUGACGUGCUUAAGAAGGCAGCGGCGUCCACGGUGACCGACGGUUCCACCAUCAAGUGCGGCAUGUGCCAGAAGACCGCCGUGGUGAGGAGAGGCGGGGCUUCACGGAACAUGCUCCAGUUUGAGAUCCGCCACGAGGUGAAAUACCAGGGCGUGGUGCACAAGCUGUGCAGCGAUGCCUGCUUCUCGCGCUUCCGCACCACCCACCGCUUGACCAUGAACUGCUGCGAGAACUGCGGCAGCUACUGCUACAGCGCCAACGGGCAGAGCCACAUGCUGCAGAUAGAGGGCGCCACCAAGAAGUUCUGUAGCCCCAGCUGCAUCACUGCAUUCAAACAGAAGAGUGCCAAGGUGACACCCUGCGCCAUGUGCUUCACACUGCGUUCUUCAGCCGAGAUGGUGGAGAGCGUCAGUAGUCAGGGCCGGACCGAGCUCUUCUGCUCUGCUGGCUGCGUGACGGCCCACAAAGUGAACAACAUCUGCUCCUCCAAGAGGGCGGUCCAGUGUAACCAGUGCAGGGUGACGGCCGUGCCCCAGUAUCACUUGGCCAUGUCUGAUUCGUCUAUGCGCCACUUCUGCUCCUACAACUGCGUCGUGAACUUCCAGACUGUGUUUAACAAAGCGGCCCCACAGUCCCAGCUCAGCGUGGUUCCCCCAGUCACUGCUGUCUCCGGGCCUGCCCCUCCUGCCCCUCAGCCUGUGACACCCACCGUGGUUGCCCCCGAAGCUGGGGUCGCCGGAGCCACUGGCACCGCCGGAGCCAACACCCGUGUGGGGCCCAUCUCUGCUGUCCGCGGGCCGGUGAAACUGACCUGCAGGCACUGCUGUCGGCUCUUUGCCUCCAAGCCGGAACUCUUUGAGUUCAAGGGCGAGGUGGUCCUGUUCUGCGGCAAGACGUGCUCCGAGGAGUUCAAGAAGGUCAACUUCAUCAUGGCGCGCUGCGAGUACUGUAAGAUUGACAAGGUGGUGAAGGAGGUGAAGAGGAUUAACCAGCACGACUGCUCCUUCUGCAGCGAGGGCUGCAAGCUGCUCUACAAGCACGACAUGGCCAAGCGAUGGGGAAAGCACUGUCACGCCUGCGCCUACUGCGGCAACAUGACUCACCGCGUCGUGCACAACCACUUUGCCGGCAAGCUGGAGGAGUUCUGUGGCGACAUCUGCAUGUCUCAGUACACCGUUCUCUUCUACCAGAUGUCCAAGUGCGAUGCGUGCCGGCGUCAGGGCAAGCUGAUCGAGUCGCUGCGCUGGAUGGGUGAGAUGAAGCAUUUCUGCAACCUGCAGUGCCUGCUGCACUUCUGCAGCCAGAGGACUCCCGCAGUGCCGCCUGCCACCGGCGGCGUCGUGGUGUCUGCGCCGUUGCCGGUCGCUGCCCCCGCUGCCCCACCGCCUCCCUCCACCACUGCGUCCACAGCGACCCGCCUGUCUCCUGUGCCCCCGACUGAGGCCACGCCCAUCAUCGCCAACGUGGUGUCGUUGGCUAGCGUGCCAGCCGGGCAGCCGAACCCCUAUGCCAACACCGCUCUGCAAGGAGCGGUUCCCACGACGCAGGCUAAGGUCACCGAACACGCCAGUACGCAGACCGAUGCCCUGCGGCCCCCCCCAGUGGCCCCCGUCCGUUUGCUGAAGAACAAGGCGUUGCUGUGCAAACCCAUGAGCCAGAACAAGGGCACCUCAUGCAAACCUCACACGCAGACUGCCGAGACGCAGACAGACGAGGUGGAGCCCAAGGUGAUCAUCCUACCCGUGCCUGUUCCUGUGCCCAUGUUUGUGCCCAUCCCGCUGCACCUCUACAGCCAGUACACGCCCUUUCCUCUGGGCCUGCCCAUCCCGCUGCCGGUGCCCAUGAUUCUGCCCACGACGCUGGACAGCGCUGAGCGCAUCAUGGAGACCAUCCAGGGCAUCAAGGAUAAGAUCCCAUCCGACCCAUACGAGGCCGACAUCAUCCUCAUGGCUGACAUGGUCGCCCAGGAGGAGGGCCAGGAAGUGGGGAAGAAGCCGGUCUCCCAUGGAGGUGAGGAAGAGCAGGAGGUGCAGCGAGACCAGGUCAACACCUACAGUGGGGAACUGGAGUCCGAGGCCGUGUCCCCCCUACACAGCUGGGAGGAUGAGUCUGUACCGCCCCCCCUGGCUCCUGCUCCCCCUGCUCCUGCACCCCCUGCUGAGCCCUCCUUCAGCCCAAUGCUCGAUCUGGAGGCUGACUUCCCCACCCAGUCAUUCGAUCCCUUGCUGGCGAAGGGGCGGGGUUCGAUAGCCACCAGGCACAGAGGUCGCAGGAGACCCCGGGAAGGUUUCCCUCCUCGCAAACGGGGACGCAAGCGUGCGGCCGCUGUGGUGGGGGCCGAUGUGUCUCGCAAAGCGAUGCCACCUGAUAGCGGUUCAAAGCUAUUGCACAUGUAUGGGGUUAAUGCCUGGAGGGCAUGGGUCCAGUGGAGGAACCAGCAGCCUGACUUGGAAAAGCCCAAAUUCGGCACUCGCACCACGGUGCUGAAGGAGGAUGUGCUGCAGUGCAGCACAACAGAGCUCAGCUUUGGCCUGUGCCGCUUCAUCAGUGAGGUGCGCCGCCCUGGUGGACAGCCGUAUAGCCCCGACAGCAUAUUCUACCUCUGCCUGGGUCUCCAGCAGUACCUGUUUGAAAAUGGGCGCAUGGAGAACAUCUUCACGGAUGUGUUCUACAGCAAAUUCAUCCUGGAGAUCACGAAGAUGCUGAGAGACUGGAGACCCACCAUCCUUCCCAGCGGCUACGUGCACUCGCGUGUGGAGGAGGAGUACCUGUGGGAGUGCAAGCAGCUGGGUGCGUACUCGCCCAUCGUGCUGCUCAACACGCUGCUCUUCUUCAGCACCAAGCUCUUCCGUCUGAAAAAUCUGGCCCAGCAUGGCCGCCUCUCCUUCGCCAGCGUUGUGCGCUGCACCCGCACCCUUAAGAACAACAGCAAGCGCAACUUCCUGCGCUUCUACCCACCGGUGCCCAGAAAGGACGGAGACAGCACAGACAAGGCGGUUCAAGGAAAGAGGAAGAUGGAGGAUGAGGAGGAAGAGGACGUGAUGGAGAUGCCGGAAAACACGGAGAACCCUCUGCGAUGUCCUGUCAGGCUCUAUGAAUUCUACCUCUCCAAGUGCUCGGACUCUGUGAAGCAGCGGACGGACGUCUUCUACCUGCAGCCCGAGCGCUCAUGCGUGCCCAACAGCCCCCUGUGGUACUCCUCCCAGCCACUGGAGGGCACCACCAUGGAAACCAUGCUCACGCGAAUCCUCACCGUCAGAGAAGUGCACCUGCAACGUGAGCAGGGGGAGGCGCCAGCACCGCUCUCUGACAAUGCCGCCUCUGAGUGACGGAGAGCAGGGCCAAGACUGUGCAGGAGGCAAAAUAAAGAGAAAAACACUUCAGAGACCAAUACAUAAUCACACACGCAGCAGUUUAUUUAUUCACAUUAACAUGAAGCCGCUGUGACGACACACCUGACAGCGUGAUGGUCCCCAACACAACCACUCAUAUUCUGAUCAUGGGUGUUUUUUUUUGUUUUUGUUUUUUUUUUAAGAAUGAGGGAGGGGUUUUUUUUACUGAAAGUUGGUUUUCAGGACUCCCAUCUCGGGGUGGAAGCUUACUAAAUGUCUGUCAGUUGGACCUAGCUGUGAGUUAUGGAUGAAUGGAUGGAUCUUAGUUGAAAAUCAGUGUUUUUGUAAAUUUGACCUGGUAUUUCCACAAACAGCAUUGCACAGUGCUGGGUGGCUUUGGAAUCUGCAUGAAUCUCUGGAUGAUGCUGCUGCUGUGGAGAACGAAUAUGGUAAUUAGCCCUUUUGUAGCCAUUGCCUUCUACAAAAUGAAAUGUGAAUUCAUGGCGGAUCCAAGUGGGAAAACGGGGAAGUAUUUAGGUUUAAUGGCUGAGCAUUAUAUCCAGCUGUGUCCAAUAGUUUUCCCACUGGGAUUCCAUUUUAUCACAGGAAAACGGUGAGAGUCACAGGUUGCAUUCUUGUACCAAGGUUGUCCUGCCCUUGGUUUUCACAACUUAACCCGUGUAAUAAAAUGGAAGAGAAUAGGCCAAGCCUGCCACAAUUCCAGCCCUCCUUGGACAGGAAUGAGCAGCACUGACGGUGCGAUUGUACGCACUACGUGCACGGCGGCUGCGAGCACGUGCGCAAAACGGCAGCGCGCCCUGUCGGUACUGCUCCUAGGAGAGUGCAUAUGCAUUAAGGUGGGACGGUGAGGUUGAAAACUUUUGUAAUUUUUUUACAUAUAUAAAACCGCAGUAUCAAAACCA